Messenger RNA from Ceratotherium simum simum (southern white rhinoceros), 1781 nucleotides. It is a transcript of the gene SEPTIN2, whose product is annotated as septin 2. Gene Ontology annotation, biological process: cell division. Lineage: Eukaryota; Metazoa; Chordata; Mammalia; Perissodactyla; Rhinocerotidae. The record is from RefSeq and is a predicted model, not a curated record. Gene Ontology annotation, molecular function: GTP binding.
ACGCCCUUCCCCCACUCUAGUCACCCACAAGGCGAAGAAUCAGAUUACCUGUUCCACUCUUAUCAGCGUAAGCAAACCAAGCUCAUAAGAUUGACGAAACUUCGCUAAAGAUGUCUAAGCAACAACCAACUCAGUUUAUAAAUCCAGAAACUCCUGGCUAUGUUGGAUUUGCAAAUCUUCCCAAUCAAGUUCACCGAAAAUCAGUGAAAAAAGGUUUUGAGUUCACACUGAUGGUGGUUGGUGAAUCGGGUCUAGGAAAAUCGACUCUCAUAAACAGCCUAUUCCUGACUGAUCUCUACCCAGAAAGGAUCAUCCCUGGAGCUGCAGAGAAAAUUGAAAGAACUGUCCAAAUUGAGGCUUCGACUGUUGAGAUUGAAGAGCGAGGGGUCAAGCUGCGCCUGACAGUGGUGGACACGCCCGGCUACGGUGACGCCAUUAACUGCAGGGAUUGUUUUAAGACAAUCAUCUCCUACAUUGAUGAACAAUUUGAACGGUACCUACAUGACGAGAGUGGUUUGAACCGACGACACAUCAUUGACAACAGGGUGCACUGUUGCUUCUACUUCAUUUCACCCUUUGGACAUGGACUUAAGCCCUUAGAUGUGGCGUUUAUGAAGGCGAUACACAAUAAGGUGAAUAUUGUGCCUGUCAUCGCAAAAGCAGACACCCUCACUCUGAAGGAACGGGAGCGCUUGAAGAAAAGAAUUCUGGAUGAAAUCGAAGAACAUAACAUCAAAAUCUAUCACUUACCUGAUGCAGAAUCAGAUGAAGAUGAAGAUUUUAAAGAGCAGACUAGACUUCUCAAGGCCAGUAUCCCAUUCUCUGUGGUUGGAUCCAAUCAGUUGAUUGAAGCCAAGGGCAAGAAGGUCAGAGGCCGCCUCUAUCCGUGGGGUGUCGUGGAGGUGGAGAACCCAGAGCACAAUGACUUUCUGAAGCUGAGGACGAUGCUCAUCACUCAUAUGCAGGAUCUCCAGGAGGUGACCCAGGACCUUCACUAUGAAAACUUCCGCUCCGAGAGGCUCAAAAGAGGCGGCAGAAAAGUGGAAAAUGAGGACAUGAAUAAAGACCAGAUCUUGCUGGAAAAGGAAGCUGAGCUUCGCCGCAUGCAGGAGAUGAUUGCAAGGAUGCAGGCACAGAUGCAGAUGCAGAUGCAGGGUGGGGACGGCGACAGUGGGGUUCACGGGCACCACGUGUAAGAAAACACAUGGCAAGAUAAAACAUUCGGAUGAGUAACAGAGCUGCGUGUUUUCAGGAGAUCGUUGAAGGGUGCCCGUCCACAUUUUACAGUACCUGUGCCUGAGAAUUUAAUUUUUUUUCAACUUUUGAUGUGUUAUUUUGUAUGAAGUACUUUUAACAUUUGUAUUUCAUUGCUAUGUUAUACUUUAUAUUUUGUGAGGUGAACUUCCAUUUUCAUUUUUCUUCCACCUUUACUAACCACUAAUGUUAGCAUGUAUAGUUAAUAUUGAAUUUUUUUUAUUUGGCUGGCCUGACUAAUCGUUGAGGAGCACUCUUGAUUUUUUCUAGAACAUUCAGAUUUACCCAGAAUGUUCCUGAGUGGUAGAGACACGGACCUAGUGAUACAGACCUGGUGCAAGGCCAUUUAUUCACCAAGUUGCACCAUGUGGAGAUUCUUCACUUCUUUGCUUUUGUUGGAGCACAACACCUAAAACCAGUUUUGCUGCUGUAAUUCAAUACUGUUCAUUCAUCUGCACAUUUAUCUGUUUACCAAAUGAAACAGAAUCGAAUUAUCUAAUGAGAUAUAUGUUUAUACUUAACUUUUU